Messenger RNA from Athalia rosae (coleseed sawfly), 12110 nucleotides. It is a transcript of the gene Lar, whose product is annotated as tyrosine-protein phosphatase Lar. The record is from RefSeq and is a predicted model, not a curated record. Lineage: Eukaryota; Metazoa; Arthropoda; Insecta; Hymenoptera; Athaliidae. Gene Ontology annotation, biological process: protein dephosphorylation. The transcript has 22 exons. Bases 615 to 6731 code for a protein of 2038 amino acids. Gene Ontology annotation, molecular function: protein tyrosine phosphatase activity; protein binding.
CCCAAUCCACCGUGGUGUCGAUGUUGUACCAUACUGUCGAUCGGACACGGAUGUUUCUGGACUUCCAAGGCACCGUUCGAUGAGUCUGCCGCCUCCCAGCUGUCGGUAUCGUCUAAAGUGAGCCACCCUGGAGUGAACCUGGUGCUGGUCUGGCGACGGAGUAUCCGGCGUUGUACGUUCCAACCGUACGGGGUCGCUUUUCGGACCCGGAUUCACGGCAUAACAGAAUACUUCAUGAACCGACUUGGACACUAAAACACACAACAUGGCCGCCUAGUGUACUUGCUUGCGAGGUUGUCAUGUUGAAUUCGUUGUCACUGGAGUUGUUCACUAGACUUUCAUAAUUUUUAUACAUUUUUACGUAAUUUAGAUCGACAGUACAUUGCAUUGUGACGAUGUCCGGGUUGUUUGUGUUCAUGUGAUUCGCGUGGGUUCUUCGAUUUAUCAAAUAUUAUAACCUCAGAGAGUUUAUCGAAUUGUCAAAGUGGAAGCGAGAGGAUUUGGUUUGAUUUCGAAGGACGAUUGGAAAUAAGGAGGAUCGGACACGAGGUGCUGAGGUGCUUAGUGCAGUGGAGGUGCAGGUGGUUGCCAGAGGCAAGACGAGUCUGGUCAACAUGACCCUCGUCUUCCUGGCACUCUUGGUGGCGCUCAACCCGAUCUUAACGGCGGCAAACGGGAACUUCAGCGACUUAUCGUACAUCCAUUACCUGACACAUCCACCGGAGAUUCUGAGGAGGCCGAUAUCGCAACAGGUUAAAGCCGGUGGAAUCGCCUCAUUUUAUUGCGACGCACGUGGAGAUCCUCAACCCCAAAUACAGUGGCGAAAAAAUGGCAAAAAAUUGACACAGUCCCAACCUCGUUACCUGGUUCAAUCUUAUCCCGGCGGUGCUUUCAUGAGAAUCGAACCUGUCCGAGACGUAAGGGACGACGCCACGUACGAAUGCGUUGCCGAAAAUGGAGUGGGUGACGCCGUUUCCGCCGAAGCUCAACUCGUCGUUCACGAACCGGACAACCUGCCACCCGGAUUCCCGAUGAUCACGCAAGCACCGACGACGAAAGUCGUCGAAAUCGGACACAACGCCGUUCUCUCGUGCGCGGCGGUCGGAUCGCCAAGACCUAUUAUUUCCUGGGUGCGUAACAUGAUGCCGAUUGAUACGAGCAACGCCAGAUACACCGUACUGGACACCGGAGCUCUUCAAAUAACGGCGUCGGAAGUCAACGAUCAGGGUAAAUACGAGUGCGUGGCGAACAAUUCGGUUGGUACGGAAUAUUCGAAAUCGACGCUAUUUUACGUGAAAGUACGACGCGUUGUUCCGCAAUUUUCCAUACCGCCACCCCCUCUGAACGAGGUGGUGCUCGGUGCUUCCCUCAAUAUAACGUGCGUCGCAUUCGGGGCGCCGAUGCCCGUCGUAAAAUGGCGGAAGGAUCCGGCGACCGACAUCACCCCCGAAGAACAACUGCCGAUUGGAAAGAAUGUACUUCAAUUGACCGACAUUCAGGAAAGCUCAAACUACACCUGCAUCGCCGCGAGCGACCUGGGAAUCAUCGAGGCUGGAACAAUGGUCAAAGUUCAAUCUCUGCCUUGGCCGCCGGAAAAUAUUCAGGUGUCGGACAUAACCGCCACCUCGGUAAAGCUUACCUGGUCGUACAAGGGCCCCGACGAAUUGCAGUAUUACGUUAUAAGGCAUAAACCGAAGCAAACGAAUCAAGCCUAUUCGGAAAUAUCGGGAAUAACGACGAUGUACUAUCACGUGAGAAGUCUCAGUCCGUUCACCGAAUACGAGCUGAUCGUUAUCGCCGUCAAUCAUCUCGGACGUGGUCCCCCGAGUGCACCUGCUGUAGUCACAACUGGUGAAACAACGGAAUCCACAUAUGGAGGUGCCAAACCAGGAACCGCUCCGAGAAAUGUUCAGGUGCGGCCUCUGAGCUCCAGUACGAUGGUCAUUCAAUGGGAUGAGCCCGAGACGCCGAACGGUCAAGUAACGGGGUACAAAGUCUACUACACGACGGACGCGAACCAAGGAAUGGCUUCGUGGCUCUCCCAAAUGGUAGACAACAAUCAGUUGACUACGAUAUCCGACCUUACGCCUCAUACGAUCUACACGAUACGGGUACAAGCGUUGACGAGCGUUGGUCCGGGACCUCUGAGCCUUCCGGUUCAGGUCAAGACCCAACAAGGUGUACCGAGUCAGCCGAAUAUGUUGAGAGCUACCGAAAUAGGGGAGACCAGCGUCAAGCUCCAAUGGAGUAAACCUGCUCAUAGCGGUGAAAAUAUCCUGAGCUAUGAGUUGUAUUGGAACGACACCUACGCAAAUGAGAAGCACCACCGUAGAAUACCGAUUGUUGAAAAUUUCACCCUCACGGGGUUGUAUCCGAACACGCUUUACUACGUAUGGUUGGCAGCUCGGAGUCAGAGAGGCGAAGGUGCCACGACCAGUCCUUAUCCAGUUCGGACGAAUCAGUACGUCCCCGGUGCACCGCCACGCAAUGUAACCGGACGAGCGGUCAGCCCAACCGCAAUUUUGGUCUCUUGGGAUCCACCCCCGGCUGACAGGUCGAACGGAAGAAUAGCCUACUACAAGCUUUUUGUCGUGGAAAGUGAGAGAUCCGACUCCGAGGCGUCCGUUAUCAAAUUGAACACCACAAGCUUCGUUAUGGACGAACUUAAAAAAUGGACAACGUAUCGGAUCUGGGUAUUGGCGGGUACCAGUGUUGGUGACGGACCCCCAAGCUAUCCCACUACCGUCCGCACCCAUGAAGAUGUGCCCGGAGAUCCUCAAGACGUUAAAGCCACUGCUAUAAAUUCAACUGCAAUUCAUGUUGAAUGGAAACCACCCCUACCUAAGGACAGAAAUGGAUUGAUAAGAGGGUAUCACAUACACAUUCAGGAAGUUAGAGAAGAGGGUAAGGUUUAUGUAAACGAUCCGAUGCGUCGCGACGUUCUUGAGGAUAUACUGGAGUUGAAUGUAACCGGACUUCAACCCGACACUAGAUAUUCGGUACAAGUAGCUGCCCUCACAAGAAAAGGGGAUGGUGAUCGGUCGCAACCAGUGCACGUACAGACACCCGGCGGUGUACCAAACAGACCGCAGUUAAAUUUGAAAGUCAUGGAAAGGAAUCCAACGGUCUUAGAACUCGAAUGGGGAAGACCGAGUCAAACUUACGGUGAACUUUUGGGGUACAGAAUAAAAUAUGGCGUAACUAAUCAGACGCUGAAGGAAGAGUUUAUCGACGAUAUUCAAAAGAAUACCCAUAGGAUAACUGACCUUGAACGAGGCGUGGAUUACGAAUUUCGAGUUGCUGGUCAAAACCACAUUGGAUUCGGUCAAGAAACUGUUCGCAAUUGGUUCAGUCCCGAAGACGUUCCAUCCGGAGCCCCGACAAACCUGUCGUUCCAUUUUCAAACACCGGAUACGGUUUGCGUUACCUGGGAACAACCGUCUCGACACCAUAGAAAUGGGCAUAUAACACGUUACGAUGUACAAUUCAACAAGAAAAACGAUCACACAACGACCGUCGAAAGAAACACGACUCAGACACGAGCGGUUUUCUCGAAUUUAGAAGAAAAUGCCGAAUACGUGUUCCACGUAAGGGCGUACACUUCUAGGGGUGCGGGGCCUUUUUCGGAAAAAAUUACAAUCGUUACCGAAAAGGAUAUCGGGAGAGCACCGAUGUCCGUGAAGGCGGUCGCUACUUCGGAGUCCAGUGUCGAAGUAUGGUGGGAACCGGUUCCAAAUCGUGGAAAAAUAAUCGGCUACCAAAUAUUUUAUACCAUGACGGCGGUCGAGGAUCUCGACGAAUGGCAGCAAAAAAUUGUAGGUCUCACGGAAUCGGCGAAUCUUUUGAACCUUGAAAAAUACGCCCAGUACGCGGUCGCGGUUGCCGCGAGGUACAAAACUGGACUAGGGAGACUCAGCGAUAAGGUCACCGUAAAAGUCAAGCCUGAGGAUGUUCCGCUGGAUCUCAGGGCUCCGGACGUUUCCACGCACUCGAUGACGUUGCUCUGGAAACGACCGAUAAGACUGAACCCGUCAAAUUACACAGUUUCCUUCGAUGCCAUCAAGGAAUUCGUUGAUUCUCAGGGUAUAACGCAAACGCAAGUCGUUCAAAGAAAACAAAUAACUCUGGACCCCGAUACGACCACUACGACCGUGAACGAGCUCGCUCCCUUCACAACGUACAGUGUCAAUGUAACCGCAGUACCUUCCGAUGGACAGUACAGACCGCCGGCUAAAAUCACAGUAACCACUCAAAUGGCAGCUCCGAAACCCAUGGUGAAACCUGAUUUCUACGGGGUUGUUAACGGAGAGGAAAUACAAGUGAUAUUGCCCCAAGCUUCCGAAGAGUAUGGACCCAUAUCGCAUUAUUACCUGAUCGUUGUACCCGAGGAUAAAGCUACCGCGAACAAACAGCCGGAUGAACUUACGGAGGAUAUGAUAUCGAAUAUAGCUGGAAAACAGGAGAGGGAAAACGCACCCUACAUAGCUGCGAAAUUUUUACAAAGGAACAUACCGUACACCUUUCAUUUGGGAAGUGGAGGUAAUUAUGAAGGAUUUGUUAAUAAGAAAUUGGACAGGAAUAAGAGGUACAGGAUAUUCGUCAGAGCCAUCGUUGACACACCAAGAAAGCACUUGUACACGUCUUCGCCAUUCUCGGAGUAUCUUGCUCUGGAUAUGCGUGAAGUUCCUCCCGGCGAACCACCCAGUCGUCCGAAUCCAAACACCCCCGUAGACGGAAACCCAGACGUAUCCGUAACAACGAGCGGUCAAGAACCAGGAAUGGUUUGGGUUGUGGGGCCGAUCAUCGCCGCCCUCGUUGGUAGCGUCUUUUUGGUUCUACUAUUCGUCAUCAGAAAACGCCGACAACCCUGCAAAGCUCCGGACCAAGCCGCGGUAACCCGUCCGUUAAUGGCUGCGGACAUAAGCUCGAGUCACGCUCCUUCGGAUCCGGUGGAAAUGCGUCGUCUGAAUUUCCAGACUCCCGGUAUGAUUUCGCAUCCACCGAUUCCCAUUAGCGAACUUGGAAAUCACAUAGAGCGGCUGAAAGCCAACGACAAUCUCAAGUUCAGCCAGGAAUACGAGUCCAUAGAACCAGGUCAGCAGUUUACGUGGGAUCAUUCGAACAUGGAAGUGAACAAACCGAAGAACCGCUACGCUAACGUAAUCGCCUACGAUCAUUCCCGAGUAAUCUUACAGUCGCUGGACGGUAUGCUGGGUUCGGAUUACAUAAAUGCAAACUACUGCGAUGGCUAUAGAAAACAAAACGCGUACGUGGCCACUCAAGGACCCUUGCAAGACACUUUCGCUGACUUUUGGCGAAUGUGCUGGGAGCUGAGGACGAGCACUAUCGUGAUGAUGACCAAACUUGAGGAAAGGACCAGAAUAAAAUGUGAUCAAUACUGGCCGACUAGGGGGGCGGAUACCUACGGUCAGAUGACCGUUAACAUAAGCGAUGUUCAGGAACUAGCUACAUACUGUAUCAGAACUUUCCAGGUCUGCAGAAACGGUUACUCGGAACGUAGAGAAAUAAAACAGUUACAAUUCACCGCCUGGCCAGACCACGGAGUCCCCGAGCAUCCGGCUCCGUUCUUACAAUUUCUAAGACGAGUCAAAUCACUGAACAUACCCGAAAGUGGUCCUCUGGUUGUUCACUGUAGCGCCGGGGUUGGGAGGACCGGAUGUUUCAUAGUUAUUGACUCUAUGUUGGAGCGUAUAAAGCACGAAAAAAUGAUAGACAUUUACGGCCACGUGACAUGCCUCAGGGCGCAGCGUAAUUACAUGGUGCAGACGGAAGACCAGUAUAUUUUUAUUCACGACGCUCUCUUGGAAGCCGUCAUAUGCGGCAAUACGGAAGUACCGGCGAGAAAUUUGCAUUCGCAUAUCCAGAAACUGAUGCAACCCGAACUUGACAAUAUCACCGGUAUGGAAUUGGAGUUCAAGAAGCUUUCAAACAUAAAAGCCGACUCGACGAGAUUCAUCUCAGCUAAUUUAGCUUGUAACAAGCACAAGAAUCGCCUCGUUCAUAUCUUACCGUACGAGUGUACGAGGGUCUGUUUACAACCCCAGAGAAAUAUCGAAGGCUCCGAUUACAUAAACGCAAGUCUGAUAGACGGAUAUCGGUACCGCGGUGCCUACAUCGCUACCCAAGGACCGCUGAACGACACAACCGACGACUUCUGGCGGAUGCUGUGGGAGCACAAUUCGACAAUAGUUGUUAUGUUGACGAAGCUCAAGGAGAUGGGCAGAGAGAAAUGCCACCAAUACUGGCCAUCCGAUCGAUCAAUAAGAUACCAAUGCUUCGUUGUCGAUCCCAUCGCCGAGUACAACAUGCCGCAGUACAUUCUCAGGGAGUUUAAGGUCACCGAUGCAAGGGACGGAGCAAGUCGGACGGUCAGACAAUUCCAGUUCAUAGACUGGCCCGAGCAGGGGGUACCAAAGUCAGGUGAUGGGUUCAUAGAUUUCAUAGGACAGGUCCAUAAGACGAAGGAACAGUUCGGACAAGAUGGGCCUAUAACGGUACACUGCAGUGCCGGAGUCGGACGUACCGGAGUAUUCAUUACGCUAAGUAUCGUCCUUGAGCGUAUGCAGUACGAAGGAGUUGUCGAUAUCUUCCAAACAGUUAGAAUACUGCGCACCCAACGCCCUGCGAUGGUUCAAACUGAGGACCAGUAUCAGUUCUGCUAUCGAGCUAGCCUGGAAUAUUUGGGAUCGUUUGAUCACUACGCCAACUGACGAGCAGAACCAUGCGAUCGAAGAGAUGGUACAAUUGAUCGUAGAGACAGGCAACAUCGGAAACGCGAUAUUGGAUCAUCUGACCAGGUGAGAAUACGUCGAGUGUAAUAGAUCUUCCAGACGGAAGAGUGUUGAUGUGUGCAGCGGACAAAACAAAAAAAAAAAAAGAAGUGUUUUACCUCAAAAUAAGCGGUAAUUAUUCCGGUCUCCCAUCCCCCUCCCCCCCCCCCCCCCCCAUCACCGACCUCCUGCCGCGGAUAUAGACAGAGCGUAUUGCGUAUAUUCUUAUUUUACAGAGACGAAUAUAAUAAUGAAUAAUUACAUCGUAUAGUAGUGAAAAUGUUAAGCGAUAAGGUACCAAGUGUUGAAUUCAAACAGUGACUGUAUAUCUAUAGCUAGUGAAACAUUAUACCAUUACACCAUAGAUAUAAUAUAUCUAUGAUUACACAUAAAAAGUGGAGAAGAAAAAAUUUAAAAAAACAGAAAAAAAAAAAAAAAGAAAAUUAGCAAUCCAGCGAGAGUUGAACGAAAAUUAAAAAGAUGAACGAAGUAUAAGGAAGAGCAGCACAAGCACUUUCGUGAAGGAAAUUUUCAUCGUUAUUUCUAUUCUUUUUUGCUAUACGUACAUCUUUAUUUUUUUGUAGAGUUGUGACAGACGAUCGUCUCCGAUGUAAAAAAAAAAAAAAAAGAAAAGAAAAAUAAUAAUCGUAGACCUUAAUCGAAAGAAGUUCAUGACUAGUUAGCAAAAUUUGAUAGAAAAAGGUCGAAUAAAAAUAAUAAUAAUAAUAUUAAUGAUAACUUCUAAAUAAAUAGGAGAGCGAAAAUGAUUGAUAUAAUUGUUGAUAAUCAAGUCCCGGGGGGCUCAGCGUCCAAUUUAUAAUCUUCUCUGUUUCUAUUUUCUAAUAUCGUAACUACGGGCGCGAUCAAAUCGAUAGACGAAUAAUUAUUCAUCAUUUUUAUUCGAUGGCGGUGUUCUAAAUUCAGGAAUCUAAUUCUCUCAAUUUUCUUCUACCCAUCGAUUGAAUCGUUGAAAUUGCAAACGCGUGUCGACGACGUUCAAUAAAUACUUAUGUUAGAUAGACGGAAAUUAAUCGAAUUGAUGAAAAGAAAAAAAAAAAAAAUUAUCAUUGCAUUUCAUCUGGCGUGUAUUAAUGUAGGACAGUUAGGGAUAGAAAAAAAAAUGGAGUCGGACAUAUCUGAAUAAUGGGCAUAUUAAUAACUUUAAUAAUUUUCACCGUAAAUAAUAAUAAUAAGACGUAAUGAAAACGAAUGAAUAAAAAUAAUAAAAAAAAAUUUUUUUGAGCCCUUUUAAAAGAUUAUUCUUCGUCAUAUCUAGUUGGUUCAAUUAAUAGCGUAGAGGGAUUAAAACAUUUCAAUUAUGUACAAUAAUAUUCGAGAGUAUAAUGUUGAAAAACGACCAUGUUUCUACUACUAUACAGUCUAAUGACGAAUAUCUAUUACGAUAAUACGCUAUAUGUACUCUUUUACUACUAAAAAAAAAAAAAAAAUUAUGAACAAAACUAAACUAAAAAAAAAUAUUACAGCAACAAAAAUAGUAGAAAAAAGGGCAACGUACGUACGGAAAACUUCUUUUUUGAUAAUCGAUCUAUUUAAACAUAAAUUACGAAAUGGGGAUUAAAAUUAGCGAUAAUUAGCUCGACGUGACGUCACACUCUCUACAAUUGUUAUGUAUAGAUAUUACAAAUUAUUGAUGAUAUACACGACUUAGGCAAAGAUUGAAUAGUUUAAAGAAAAAAGAAAGAAAUGAAAAAAUAGACGUGAAAAUUUCCUAAAUUUAUCGAAGAUAAUUAAGCUUGAGAUUAGAUUAUUGAAACGAAGAAGAAAAAAAAAAAUUGCCAUACUGCCAAAUCGACAAUUAUUAAUACUAUAUACCUAUCCAUUACGCACCAUAGGUGAUCCUCCUACUCAUUAUUACCUAUAUUAAUUAAUUCAUUCAUUGAUUGAUCGGUCAACAAGAUAGGGGAAAGAAAAGAAAAGCGAAAGAAGUAGAAAAAAUUGAUCGUAUUAUAAUUGAAAGGAAGUAAUAAAAAUGAAUAAAUAAAUGAAUAGAUAUUAAGAGAACGAAAAAAGACAUUUAGAAAGAGGUGAGAAUGAUGAGAGAACAAGAUUCAAGAAAAAUAAAAGAAUGACAAAUCAGUUGUGAGUGCGUGAACGAGAAAAGAUUGUAAUAGAGAAAAAAAAGAGGAAAAAAUAGGUUCGGAAGAAAGUGGUGCCUCUCUCAUAAUGAACAAACGGUGCAGUAAAUUACCAAUUUAUUUAUGGUGCACAAUUUGAAAUGAAAGAAAAACUAUAACGAAUAAAAUGGAUGAAAAAAAAAACAAUCAUCCGUUACUAUCGUUUGUAUAAAUAAGACCGAAAAUAAGACGCUGCUCAUCUCUUGUCACAUUAGCUAAAAAGUAAUUGAACAUCUUCUACCAUUUUACGUAAUAUUUACGUGCGCCCUCGAUUUAAUUUCACCCCUGAGGUAUGUUUCACUUUGAUUAGAGGAUAGAAUCAUCGAUUCAAUUUCAUUUGAUUCCUAAAUUCUGGUUUUCUGUCAGCUAAUGAUUCACCGAUCACCCACUGCUAAUACAAGUACUGCUCAGACAAUAAAGUUUAAGGACAAAUAAAUAAAUAGAUGAAAAAAAAAAAAAUGUAAUUGUGCCUGUGUUACGGUGCGACACUCGUUAAUUUCAACGUAUUUCCGUAGCUCCUACCCCAACCGCAGUAAUUUUCCAGAAAUGUUCAACUGUUUUCCUAAUGUACAAAUCGAAAAAAAAAAUCCUCAUGAAAAUAUCUGUUACUCAUGCAAAUUAGCAAUAAUUGAUCAAUGUUAUAUUGUAAUAUUUGAAAUCGAGGGCGUAGGUAAUAUUAAUCAGCAGUCGCAAAUUUUAUGUGUACAUAAAUGCACCGUCUAUCAAUAAUAGCUUAUAAAUACGUGUAGUUUACCAGUAAAAAAAAAAAAAAAAAUUAAACUGUUGUAAUAGAACACGUGUAAUGUGUAACACCGUGCAUAUUACAUCGUUACUAUUAUGUACAAUGAUAUUAUUCUUAGAAAAAAAGACAAACAAAAAAAUAAAAAAGGAAAGAAAGAAAGGCAGAAGUAAGAAAUUAACAACAAUUAAUUCAACGGUAAAAAAAUAAUAAUGUAAAUCGAAACUGAGAGUUGGAAAAGUUGAGUCUAGACGAAAAAACUAUUCAAUAUGUACACAUACACAUAAAUACACGAACACAUUACGAGAAAAAAAAAAAAAUUGAACAAAUUAACGAACCAACAAUAUUGUACGACAGAGAUUUUCCAUGCUAAUCAAUAAAAAAAAAAAAACCCAAACAGCAAAUUAGAAAAAAAGUCGAAGCAAAAGACGUAACAAUAAUAUUUAAAUAAUUAGUUAACGAAUAGUUUCUAUAUAUUGACUGUAUAACGAUAAUAUAAUUAAUUGAGUUAAUUAAUUAAUUGAUCGAUUGAUUAAUUAAUUAACUGCACUGUAUACCCCGAACAUAAUAUGAUGAUACCUUUAAUUGUACCCUGCCAGAGAGAACUGUACCUAUGUGCGCAGCAUUUAUAUAGGAUUAUUUAACACGCUUUUUUAUACUUUUUAACAUCAUGUUUUUUAUAUAUUUUUUACAAAUCAAACUCUUAAUGUGCAUGUUAUAUUUUUUUAGACAAAGUUAAGCGAAAUAAUGAGCGAUUGAGAAUGUUGCGUAAAAAAAAAAAAAAAAAAAGAAAACGCAAAAAAUUCUUUAAUUUUCAUUAGCCGACUGUAUAAUUAUAUUGUUAAUUAAGAAAUUAAGCAGCUGUACGUGUACUCUAAUAAUAUCACGAGCUUUAGGUUGAAGAUUCGAAACACAAGUGAAAUGAAUCAAUAAAUUGGCAGAAUUUCUAACAGUUUCAUCGAUACGAUCAAAUUAUCAAACUAUCCAAUACAUCAUCAACGUCACAAAUUUUUUAUAUUCAAACCCAAAAUCGCAUAAAAUUGUGUCCAGAAGCUCGUAAUAUACCUACGUACGCUGAACAUAAGCUGUACGAUAAUUAUAGUACUAAAAUUAAUGAAUUGAUAAUAAUUUAUGUAUAAAUAGUUUACAACCCAAUAUCAUAGAUCACACUUCUAUGUUACAUUUUUCUUAUUUUCUUAUAAUUUUUCUUCUAUUAUUUUAUAUGUGUUAUACUUUUUUCGCAUCGACUGGCGUUAAUACCUAUUUAUUGUAUGCAACGUGAACGACAGAAACAAAUUAACGAUAAAUAAAAUGAAAAAAAAAAAGGAAAAAAAGGAAGAGAACUAAUCGUUGACCACUACCAAAACGUGUAAUCGACACAAAAUAAUAAUAAUAAUAUUAAUGGUAAUAAUAAUAAUAUUAUUAAGAACAAUUAAACGCAAUGUGUGUGAAACAGAAGCAAAAACAAAAAACUCAAGUCCAUACUAUAUACAUACCUUUACUAUGUAGUAGUACAUAAUAUAUACUAUACAAUAGUUUUUAAAUAUAUGGACGAAGAUUUUUACAAUUAUUUUUCAUCAUAGUUAGAACGCCAUUUUUGUGUACAUCGGUACAUCGUUAUUGCUUUUGGUUUGUUUUUUUUUCAAACUUUUUCGUGGUUUUUUUUCGACAAUUGACAAAAACAUUGACAGUAUUGAUAAAGGACAGAGAAAAGUAGAGAAAAAAAAAAAGGAAAACGACGACGAAUAUUAUGAAUGAACGAUUCAGCAGCAGCAGCUAUAUCACGAAAUUUGAGUGUAACGUUGUAUUUUAGCUAAUUGUAAGUGUCGUUUAGAUUUUAAGUUUUAUUUAACCCAAAAGUGUUUGAAGAAAAAAAAGAAAGAAAGAAAAAACUAUGAAACUCGAAUUAAAUAGAAUAAAGGAGAAAAAUGAAUUCGGAAAAUGAAACGAUAGGUGGUUUGUUGUAUUCUUCAAAUUGGAAUGACGUGAAAUUGUAAAAGAAAAAAGAAGGAAUUUCAAUUGAAAAGUGAAAAUUUGAUAAUUGAGUAGAAAAAAAUCGUACCACGUAUACGUAUGGAAAUUCAGAUGUUAUUCAUACACAGUAAUUGAUCACGCAAAAAACUGGAUAUACACCGAAAUCUGAUGAUUCGAAAAAUAAAAAACGGUGAAAAAAAUGACUAAAACAAAGGUAUGUAGAAAAAUAACGUUAUAAUACCUAUACUGAACAUAUAGAUUAAUUAUAGAGAAAAUGAUAGAACGAAAGAAAUUCAAAUAACAAAAUUUGAAGAACAUUAAAAAGAAAAAUUCAAAUACGAUAGACUAUCGUAAGUAUUGGUAAAUUAAUUUGUGAUACUCUUUCUUAACGGAAAGAAUACAACAGGCUGAACCCCGUGAGAAAUAUAAAUUUAAUGAUAAUCGAAUUAAAUUGAAAAAAAAAAAAAAAAA